This is a messenger RNA of Abrus precatorius (Indian licorice), 2124 nucleotides long. Its product is annotated as cyclin-D5-1-like. Lineage: Eukaryota; Viridiplantae; Streptophyta; Magnoliopsida; Fabales; Fabaceae. Gene Ontology annotation, cellular component: cytoplasm; nucleus; cyclin-dependent protein kinase holoenzyme complex. Gene Ontology annotation, molecular function: cyclin-dependent protein serine/threonine kinase regulator activity. The record is from RefSeq and is a predicted model, not a curated record. The coding region runs from base 366 to 1295 and encodes 309 amino acids. The transcript is spliced from 5 exons. Gene Ontology annotation, biological process: mitotic cell cycle phase transition; regulation of cyclin-dependent protein serine/threonine kinase activity.
ACAUCACACCUUGAACAAUGAACACCGAAACAUAACAACGCACUCAUCACACUCACUUUUUCUCGCCGCUGGAGCUAAAAUCUCGCCUUUCUCGCAUGCCCAAGACAAGAUAAUCAAUGUUUUCAAACUGUAACCGCUACAACAGCUUUAACAUUUUUCCACCUAAAUCAUAGCCUCCUUCUUUUCUUCGUUAAUUCUAGACUCUUAGGUAAGGUGGUUUAAUCACACAAUCAUGUUAUCUUAAUUAUCAUAUCAUAUAAAACACUCCGGAGAGAGACGGAUUUUUUUGCAUUGUUGUUGAUUUGGGUGGCGAAAUCUCUUCAAAUCAAGAAAGAAAAGGAAACUUUGCUUUGGAAGAAAAGAAAAUGGAUGAUGAUCUUUCUACCAGCCUUAUUUGCCAAGAAAGCGAAACGUGCUUGGAAGAAGAACAGUCGUUUGUUGAAUCAUGGAGGGAUUGUGGUGUUUCAGAGGAGGAGCAUGCGGGUAUUUUGAUUGAGAGAGAGAGAGUUUUUGGGUUCAAAAGGGACGAGACUUUGGUGUUUGGGGACUGGGAGAAACGUGCCCGCAUGGAUGCAAUCAAUUGGAUUCUCAAAACAAGAGCAACAUUUGGUUUUCGCUUGGAAACGGCUUAUUUGUCGGUCACUUACUUCGAUCGGUUCCUUUCCAGAAGGUCUAUUGAUAGUGACAAGUAUUGGGCAAUUCGGUUACUGUCAAUUGCAUGUCUUUCUCUCGCUGCAAAGAUGGAGGAAUGCAAUGUGCCGGGGCUAUCACAGUUUCGAUUGGAAGAUUAUUCCUUUGAGGGAAGAGUUAUUCGAAAAAUGGAGCUUUUGGUGCUGAGCACAUUGGAGUGGAAAAUGGGUAUCAUCACUCCCUUUCAUUUUCUUUCUUAUUUCAUCACAAAGUUCUCCAACCAAUCCCCAUCAAGUCCUAUUGUUUCCGAGACCAUGCAACUCAUCUUGACCACAAUGGAAGAGGUUAAUUUAAUGGAUCACAAACCAUCUGUUAUUGCUGCGGCUGCUAGUUUGGUGGCAAUGGAAAAAAAAUUGACGAUAGAAGCAGUCGAGUUGAAGAUGAGUUCAAUUCCUCAACACAGCUUUCUUCAACCUAAAGAUGUAUUUGAGUACUAUAAUCUAAUUCAAAGAUUAUACGAGGAGAAAACCAGAAGAAACAUGAUGCUACAUACGCCAAUUAUAAUGACAGAGAGUUCACGAGUCACCUCUGAUCCAAUGGCAAAGAGAAGAAGACUCACUUUCAGUGAUGAUGAAGGAAGUAGUGAUGGGAAGGGGCUCCAUUAGCAAAAGUCCAAAAUUUUGAUUUUUCUUUUUGAAGGUCUAAUUAUUUUAUGUGAAGAUUAUGUCGCAUUCUUGAUUACUUCCAGCUUUAGUCUCACCCAGAGAUAGAGGGAGGGAAACCCACCUGGGAAAGUCAUUGAUUAUUACUGGAAGAAAAAUCAUUUAGGAUUUGAUUAGAUGCCAUCCUGAGGAACCACAAGGGGAAGAGGAACAAAGGAAGAAGCAAGAAUAAAAACUGAGGCUUUGUAAUUGGGAUGCAUAUACUAGUUGAGGUGUUCAAAUCAAAUAACCAGGUAAACAAAAGCCAGAUGCUGAUCUAGAAAGCUGCAGAAACAGCCACUUAGGACUUAGGCCAUUGUUUUUCCUCUUAUUAUUUUCUUAAAGUUUUUUAUUUUUCAUUCUUAAUAUUGUUUUUUUUUUCUGUUAAUUAUUUUUAACCUUCAUUGCCUCUUCAUAACGGAUUUUGUCACAUCUCUUGCAAACCUACGUUUUGAUGGAUGCUUGGGAUGCUUUAGUAAUGUCUUCAAAAAGGCUGAAAGCAGGUCGGGAAAAACUCUGUUGGUGUGUUUGGGUGCAUGGUUUGUGUUGCAUAUUGGCCAUCACAAAAGUUUUGUAAGGAUGAAUGUGAUUGGAUUUGUUUCAAUGUCUGGGACUGCCUUUAAGGUGGGACCUACCCAUUUGCCUGCAAAUUUUAUAUGACUUCGUUGUGUUCAUGGGUCAUGAAACCCGAUAUAUUGUUUGUGGAAUCAAAAGGAUUUCUAUGUUAAUUAUGCUUUGAAGCAAUCGAUUAUUGUACCCUGUUAAGGUUUAUUUUACAACAUCCUAAACAUGG